GGAGUUACGAGUAUACUGACCAACAAUCAAGAUGUCGUUUGAAGACGGCAGCUCCAACAUAACCAGAACCCUCACUAAUCUCUUUGAGGAGAUGCUCCUGGCAUCUGACGUGGAAAAUGAGAAUAGAAGUAACGUAGACCUAUCCUUAUUCCUGUCGGCUUUGAAGGAGAAGUCCUCAAAGAACACCAGCCAUGAGCCCUUAGACUUUGGAACGUUGGUGAAGCUGGUGGAUGGAUGGCGACAUAAGCUAAACCUGACGAAGACAGCAGAAGCGACUUGCAACUACUGUGAUGGAAAUUUCCGUGACCUGAUCCUGGCGUACAACAACAUCCAUGGCUACAUAAGUCUGAUAGUCUGCUUCUUCGGGAGUUUCGCGAACGCUCUGAACGUGGCAGUAUUGACGCGGCGAGACCUGGCAGCCGCUCCCAUCAACCGGCUGCUGAAGUGGCUGGCGGUGGCCGACGUCUUCGUCAUGAUGGAGUACGUGCCCUUCGCCAUCUACAGAUAUUUGAUUUUGCCCGGCCAGCGAGAAAUGCCGUACAACUGGGCAGCAUACCUGCUCUUCCACAUGCACUUCACGCAGAUAUUCCACACGGCAUCCAUAUGUCUCACACUUUCACUUGCUGUGUGGAGAUACGUGGCUAUAAAAUACUCGGAUAGAAACCACAUACUUUGCACGGAGAGGCGAUGCAGCACAGCCAUACUGAGCAGUUUCAUACUCCCGCCCAUACUCUGCAUCCCAACAUUUAUGGUAUUCGACAUCCACACCACAGUGAUCCUGGAGCCAAGUGGACCUAUGAUCCUGUACCACGUGGACGCUGACCAGGAAGGCCAGCUGUACCAGAUCAACUUCUGGGUGCACGCAGUGCUGAUAAAACUGCUGCCAUGCUGCAUUCUGACCAUCAUCAGUCUAUGGCUGAUCAGGGAAGUGUACAGCGCGAAUCAGCACCAGAAAAAAGUCAGAGUAUACAAUGCUUGUCCAACCACGAACAAAGCAGCGAAGCGUCAAUGCAAGGCAGACAAAAGAACGAAUAGAACGACGAAGAUGUUGGUUGCAGUUCUUUUACUCUUCCUGGUAACCGAGCUACCUCAAGGGAUACUGGGUCUUCUAAGCGGAUUGCUCGGGCGAUGUUUCUUCAAGCGUUGCUACGAUCUGUUCGGGGAGCUGAUGGAUGCACUGGCGCUUCUGAACGGGGCGAUCAACUUCGUGCUGUACUGCUCAAUGUCCCGACAGUUCAGGAUGACGUUUGGGCAGCUGAUGUGGCGCGCGCAUCUUCACAAAUGGCCGCCACCAACUGCCUCGCACUCGGACGGUCAAAACACGGCAAAAUCAUCUGUUCCAUGAGGAAAGUCUGUACAAGAGAAACACGCGAGCAUUCUACAACAGUUCUUGUGAACCAUACUUAGCCCAGGAUUAGGUUAUGCGUUUUGAGUGUCCAGUACAAUUUAAUGUCUAUUCAUGCUAUUGGUGUUAAAAUAAGUUUAUGCUGUAAGUUUUGAGCAUCAAUGUUUAAUUUUGUUUGGCAAGCGAUAGCGGAGGGUUAUACGAUAACGUUAUUUGUUAUUAGUGAACAGAAGAAACGGUAUUUUGAUACUUCUAAUAUCUCAAAAAAGGAAAUGGGAACAUUCGUGAUAACCAUUUCUCCAAACUAAUUAAAAACAAACAGCCUACUAAAACCUAAUGUCGAAAUUAUUAACAAAACUAUCUUACGUUCUCAUCAUCAUCCACUUAACCAGGCACUAUAUUGUGUUGAUAGAUCCAGACAAGAUAUUUCCUUGUUUUCAUUUAUUACAAGAAUUGACUGAUUUAUUAACACGUAACAUAAACACCAUUAAUUGUUUUAACAUGCAUAAUAAGUAUAAUUUAGGCCAAAUGGAAGAGAAUUUGUACACGAUUUACAUGCCAAUUAGAGCUAUAUUGCUUUGGAAAUACGCCCACAGGGCCGGCUAAGGCCGCUAUCCUUUGUCAAGAGGCAUUCAAAAGGAUUAUCCGGAAGAAUCAAUAUUUACUGUGAGAUCCUCAUCUUGAGGAAGGGUUAGUCAUAAUGAAUUAAAUACUAUGUUUAUCAAGAAGAAUAUUUCAAGAACAAUACGUACAUAUAAAGUACAGAUAGAAAAUAAUGAAGCCUGGUUUUCCAAAUAAUAGUUAAUUAAUUAUGAAUUUAAGGAACAUAGGAACAUUUCAUGAUGAAAACGAUAAAUAGUUAAGAUGUUGUCAAGGAGUUUUCUAAUAAUGCUUCGUCAAGUUUUUCUUAUUUUAUUUCUACAAAGAAAAAUGAUACAAAGAAUCAGAAUGUUCCAUUCUUAGCCGUAGAAAACGCCUAAAUCAUUAGUUACAUCAAAGAAAAAUGACAACUCAUAAAGUAAUUUCGACUGAAAAUUUCUUUUUAUUGCUAAACGCUUGAUAAUAUCAAUAAACUCUAGACCGAUUGUAAGAUUUGAUUUAAUGCGAUUUCUUUGAACUUAAUCGUACCUAAAAGUUGAGAUUACUUUUAACAUGGUUCUAUUCUGAAAAUCGACAAAAUAAUAUCAAGCAUUUCAGCUAAAUAAUGUCUUAUAACUUCAAGCCGGAGUACCGCGUCGAAAUGCGUGCUAUGAAAUGUUUUGUCGUUCUUUCGUUUCAGCGAAAUGACGUCCGCUGCUGCCAGUCCCAAAUUUAGCAAAGCUUGUAUUAUGGUUGGGUACUAAGACAACGGAUAUAAACAUACUUAAAAACUUUUUUUGUAAAUACAAAUGUUACAGUUACCUACAUGUUACAGUUACAGAACUGUUUUAGAUUUUCUAGCUAAAAGGGUUUAGUUUUCAGUCAUAAAUGUUAAAUAGCCUAGAUAGGAAAGUUAACAAUGUUUUAAAUAGCAAAAACUGUGUUACAAAACUGUUUCAGGUUUUCUAAGUAAAGGGGUAAGUUUUAAGACAUAAAAUAGCCUAAAUAGAUCUAUUUAUUCUUCUGUCUGUUAUUACUGUCUGGAAGUUUUAGAAUAAUAAUUAUUAUUCCAUAUUUUAUACUACCACGCAAAACUAACCGAAAACUGAACCGAAGUUACAAUAGUGAAAUACCUAUAAGUAAAUAAAAUUUCAUCGAAAAUCCUCCAGUUUUGAAUUUAAUAAUUCAAAACUGGAGGAUUUUAGGUAAUCCUAAAAAUUUCAAGUCAAAACAAACUGAUAUUAGAAUAAAUCAAUAAGUACCUAUAUUGUUUUAAACUUUCAUGGACACUAACAUUACAGUAAUUUAUUAACAGUAUUGCUAAUGUACCUUAUUUAUCGAAGGCUCGUAAACAAGGUACUUGGUAGCAAUCCCGUUAAUAAUAAUUACUCUAAAAUCAAUAAGUAAUCAUGGACACUGGGCAAUUUUCUAAACGAAACGAAUUUUAUUGGAUUCGUCUUAAUGGGAGUCUACAUAAGUUACAAUACAAAAGUUCUCUUUGAUUAAUUUGCCUAAAUUAAUAUUUUUUUAAAGUAUUGUUUCAUUCUAUAUUGUAGUAAUUUAUAUUUUUUAACUGUCUAUUAUUUUUCAAUGAAUUAAUUAGUAAUUGGAGGAAGAACACUUAAAUAUUUGAAACAUUUAAUUAAAGAGGAAAAAUAACUAUUUCUGUUUUAACCUUACCGAACCUACCUAUUAAGUAAUGUGACAUUGUUUUACAGAUAGAAUCUAAAUAGCUAAUAAUUAUACUAUGCCACUCGUUUUCAUGACCGCGUAACAAAUUUAUUGUAUCCGUUUCCAUUUAUGUACUUGUACACAUACUAGCAAAUACUUAGUUACUUUGUAGUGAGCUAUUUCAAAUCCAUAAUCUGCUACGAGUAAACAUUGUCCGAAUACUUGGGGACACUGAAAUACCCCAACAAUUUUGAAGUCUAGUCAGUUAGUCAUAAGGUUUAUAAUUAAGGAAAUCUUCAACAGUUAUCCAUCAAAGUUUCUCUUGUACGGUGAGUGUCUUUCUUCGGUGGACACCUCAACGAUCUCCAUAAGGCUAUGCUCAGUACUGUUUUAAAUAAAUGUUGUACAUAUCUUUUGAUAAAUAAAGUUUUAUUUGUA
This is a messenger RNA of Ostrinia furnacalis (Asian corn borer), 4033 nucleotides long. It is a transcript of the gene NGR-A3, whose product is annotated as neuropeptide receptor A3. The coding region runs from base 32 to 1345 and encodes 437 amino acids. The transcript has 6 exons. Gene Ontology annotation, biological process: G protein-coupled receptor signaling pathway. Gene Ontology annotation, cellular component: plasma membrane. The record is from RefSeq and is a predicted model, not a curated record. Gene Ontology annotation, molecular function: G protein-coupled peptide receptor activity. Lineage: Eukaryota; Metazoa; Arthropoda; Insecta; Lepidoptera; Crambidae.